AUGCGGCGUUCGGAGAGCUUGAGUAUCGCCACCCUGGUGCUUACCGGUUUUCGGAAUCAAGUCACCCCAGCUUUUUCAGCGCCCAGCCAGCUUUGCCCCGACAGUCACAAAAUCAUGGCCUCCAAGGACUACGAUAAAAUGACGGUCGCCCUCCUCCGCGAAGAGCUGAAGGCUCGGGAUUUGGCAGUAGAAGGCAAGAAAGCAGAAUUGAUUGAACGGCUGAAGGAAGCCGACCAAGCGGCAGAAGACGAGAUCCUGAACGCCCCGUUGGAUGGUGUUUUGGCUGCAGGUGAUAUCAACGAGGACUUGUUGCUGGCGUCGGUUGAUGCUACUAUUGAUGGAAAGGACGCAUCCGAAUUGCUCGGCGAUGACAAGAAAUCUGCUGACGACAAAGAGGCCAAUGCAGCUCCAGUGAAAUCCACGAAGAGCGAUGAAGAGCGCAAAUUAGCUCGAUUGGGUCGGUUCGGAUUGCCAAUCUCGGGCUCGGCUGCCGCCACGUCGACGCCUGCUGCCACGAAUACUAUCACCAGCACUGAUGCCAAGGCCGCUCGUGCCAAGCGAUUUGGCCUGGAGAAUGCAGUGGCUUCUGGUGACGCUAAAGCCCGUCGUGCCGAGAGGUUCGGCAUCACCGCGACUGACAAGCUCGAUGCUCCGCUGUCGAAAGCCGCCAGCGCCAUGGAUGACUCUACCAAGGAGAAGCUCAUGAAGCGUGCACAAAGAUUUGGUCUGCCCGUCAACAGCGAAGGAAAAGUAACUGGUGCACCAUUGGCGGAACUGGACGCGAAGAAGAAGGCACGCGCGGAGCGCUUCGGCCUC
This is a messenger RNA of Mesorhabditis spiculigera, 816 nucleotides long. The record is from the annotation of a GenBank genome assembly. Lineage: Eukaryota; Metazoa; Nematoda; Chromadorea; Rhabditida; Rhabditidae.